UCUUUUCUUAUUUUGCCCCAUUCAUGGUGAGCACCAUUUGCUCGGGUUCAUUGUAUUAAAUUUAACAAGAUGAGGAACGGCAGCAGUGUGAGCACCAAGGACUGGGAGCGUCGAAUGCCACGGAUGACCUCAUUUGUCCGGCUGCUGGUCAAGGAGACAGAGAAGAUGGUCUCUUUCUUCUUCAAAGGGAGUGAAGAGUUUAUGGGAGAGGAUGAGGAGGAGAGGAGCAUUUACCUAGACAAGCCCAUGCUCGACAAGGAAAUGGAGGAAGGACAGGUGCCCGAAGGCCUAUCUUAUGCUCUGGCCAGCAUGCAGGGCUGGCGGGCCCAGAUGGAAGACGCCCAUACCUGUGUGACUGAGAUGCCAGGAGAACUCGCCGACUGGUGCUUCUUUGCCGUGUACGAUGGGCAUGCCGGAAGUACUGUAGCUCAGUAUUGCUCCCGGCACCUACUGACACAUAUUUUAGCAACAGGUAAGGUGACAGCUGAUGGAGACCCCGAGAAAGUCAAGGAAGGGAUCCGCGAUGGCUUCCUCAGCAUUGACAGCUGCAUGCACGACCUGACCCGACAAGAGAAGUGGGAGAACAGCGGCUCCACGGCGGUGGCAGUCAUGAUUUCACCCCGGCACAUCUAUUUCAUUAACUGCGGUGACUCCCGGGCUGUGCUAUGCCGUGACGGACAUGUUUGUUUCUACACCGAAGAUCACAAACCCUUCAAUCCCCGGGAGCAGGAGAGGAUCCAGAACGCUGGGGGCACCGUGUUCCUGCAACGAGUAAAUGGCUCCCUAGCCGUGUCCCGGGCCUUGGGAGACUUUGACUUUAAGGACGUGGAGUGGCGGCUGCCCACCGAGCAGUUGGUGUCCCCAGAGCCGGAGGUGUACGAAGUGGAGCGGUCGGCAGAAGACGAGUUCUUAGUGCUGGCCUGUGAUGGAGUCUGGGACGCCGUUGACAAUGAGGAGCUGUGUGCGUUCAUCCGUAGCCGCCUGCAGAUUUCCAGUGAUCUGAAGGACAUCUGCGGACAAGUGGUGGACACGUGUCUCUAUAAGGGCAGCCGGGACAACAUCAGCGUCCUUCUGAUUGGUUUCCCUGGCGCCCCCCAGGUUUCGCCAGAAGCACUGCAGCAAGAGGAAGAGCUGGAAGAAGUCAUCAGCAACAAAGUGGCAGAGAUCUUUGACGACCACACUGGAACAGAAGUACCCGGCCUGGUCUCCGUCAUAAAGCACCUGUCUGCGGAGUUGAUUCCUGGACUGCCCCCUGGUGGAGGCCUUGCUAGCAAAAGAGACUUCAUUUUUUCCUCUUACUAUAAGCUGAGAGAGGAGCGAACCCGUGACAUUCUUAAGGACUCAGUGGUGAAUCUGAUGGUGUCCACUGAAUCCAGCUAAGAGCCAGAGGAGCCACGGAAGAGAAGAGCUCUGGUGGGCACUUGGACCAAUCCCUUCAUAACUGCCAAGAGAGAAGACACUACAAGGAAUCAAACGAGAAUGCUGAGAAGUCCUGGAAUGAGCUCCUGUUCUGAAUGAGAUCUUCCUCCACAGAAUGUCUCAAAUCAUGCACAUAAUGGAGGACCGUGUCAAGGAAAAUGAGGGAACUAAAACCAAACAAGGCAUUUGCUCAGUGAUUCAACAAGUUCACCAUUUCAAACAAUCCCUUCCAGUGUGUAUUUUUAAUUUCCUUAAUAAUGACUUACUCUGUUAUUUUUUUUCCUGAAUAUAUUUUCUAGUUUUCACACUGUCACUGAUCACUUCAAAUGUCACCGCAAUUCUGGCUCUACACUCAGCGGCCACUUAAGUAGGCCCACCUGCUCCUCCAGUCCAAUUGUAGGAUUGCACACAGUCAAGUGGUCUGGAAUGGCCAACCGUGUGAUUUUAACAACUCUGAUGGUGAGAUGAUUGUUGAUGCCAGACAUGGUGGUGGUGAUGGUGCCAGAGGCCCUUCUUGGAAUUUCCCACAUUAAUGCAGUUGUGCUUCUGCAUCAAGGACCAGUGGACACAGCUCUGCCAGAUGUUGUGCAAAAAAAAGUAAUAAGCUUCCCUAAGUAUUUUAACCUAUUAUUAAAAUAUUUAAAUACCCUCA
Messenger RNA from Erpetoichthys calabaricus (reedfish), 2071 nucleotides. It is a transcript of the gene ppm1na, whose product is annotated as protein phosphatase, Mg2+/Mn2+ dependent, 1Na (putative). The record is from RefSeq and is a predicted model, not a curated record. The transcript has 5 exons. Gene Ontology annotation, molecular function: magnesium ion binding; manganese ion binding; protein serine/threonine phosphatase activity. Bases 70 to 1380 code for a protein of 436 amino acids. Gene Ontology annotation, cellular component: cytosol; nucleus. Lineage: Eukaryota; Metazoa; Chordata; Cladistia; Polypteriformes; Polypteridae. Gene Ontology annotation, biological process: positive regulation of canonical NF-kappaB signal transduction; positive regulation of canonical Wnt signaling pathway; negative regulation of canonical NF-kappaB signal transduction.